GAUUCCACUCUCAUAAUAUGACAUGUUUCAAAUAAAUUAUGCAAUGCGCGAAAUCAAAUUUAAUCGAACCUCAAUACAACCCCCGGAUCUAUAGAAACAUUGGUCUAAAACCAGCCACGUGAUUUCAAAAUGUAUGUGGGGUAAACUUCCCACCAAAAAUUGCCAAAAUUACUAAUCAUUUUCAAUCCCAACUACCUCUCUUCUUUAAACUUUCACCUACUUAACUCCCUUACUUUCAUUUUCCAACAAACUCCAUAUUCAUAUAAAUCACCUAUCUUCUCCAAAACACUCUCAAAAUUCCAAAUAUUUUUCUAUCUCAAUGGCUCUAUUUUUAAUUUUAAUUUCCAUUGCCAUAAUUUUCCUAGCUUACAAACUCUACCACAAAUUACAAUACAAAUUACCUCCAGGACCACGACCAUUACCAGUAGUAGGAAAUCUCUAUGACAUUCAACCGGUGCGAUUCCGGUGUUUCGCUGAUUGGGCUAAUAAAUAUGGUCCAAUAUUCUCAGUGUACUUUGGUUCACAAUUAAAUGUUGUAGUAACAACAGCUGAAUUAGCUAAACAAGUGUUGAAAGAAAAUGAUCAUAACUUAGCAGAUAGAUUUAGGACAAGGCCUGCUAAUAAUUUGAGUAGAAAUGGAAUGGAUUUGAUUUGGGCAGAUUAUGGUCCUCAUUAUGUGAAAGUGAGAAAGCUUUGUAAUUUAGAGCUUUUUACUCCAAAGAGACUUGAAGCUCUUAGGCCUAUUAGAGAAGAUGAAGUUACUGCUAUGGUUGGAAAUAUUUACAAGGAUUGUACUAAGCCUGAUAACGCGGGUAAAAGCCUGUUGAUGAGAGAGUACUUAGGAUCAGUAGCGUUCAACAACAUUACAAGGUUAACAUUUGGUAAAAGGUUCAUGAACUCAGCAGGUGAGAUUGAUGAACAAGGUCAAGAAUUCAAGGGCAUUGUAUCUAAUGGCAUCAAAAUCGGAGGAAAACUUCCCUUGGCUGAGUAUGUUCCAUGGCUCCGUUGGUUCUUCUCAAUGGAAAAUGAGGCUCUUGUAAAACACUCUGAACGUAGAGACCGGUUAACAAGAAUUAUCAUGGAAGAACACACUUUGGCUCGCAAGAAAACUGGUGAUACUAAGCAACAUUUCGUCGAUGCCUUGCUUACUCUUCAGAAGCAGUAUGAUCUUAGCGAUGACACUGUAAUCGGCCUCCUUUGGGAUAUGAUAACAGCAGGAAUGGACACAACGACGAUAACAGUAGAAUGGGCAAUGGCAGAGCUAGUUAGGAAUCCAAGGGUGCAACAAAAGGCUCAAGAAGAGCUUGAUAAGGUAAUCGGAUCGGACCGGAUAAUGUCAGAAACCGAUUUCUCGAAACUUCCUUACCUUCAAUGUGUAGCCAAAGAGGCUCUAAGGUUGCACCCUCCAACUCCCUUAAUGCUUCCACACAAGGCGAGCGCCAGUGUCAAAAUAGGCGGUUAUGAAAUUCCUAAAGGAUCCAUCAUGCACGUGAAUGUUUGGGCUGUCGCUCGUGACCCAGCAGUGUGGAAGGACCCUUUGGAAUUCAGACCAGAACGCUUCCUCGAGGAAGAUGUUGACAUGAAGGGACAUGACUAUCGGCUACUUCCUUUUGGUGCAGGGAGGCGGAUUUGCCCUGGUGCACAACUUGCUAUCAACUUGGUCACGUCUAUGUUGGGUCAUUUGUUGCAUCACUUCACGUGGUCUCCUCCCGCGGGUGCUAAUCCAGAGGAUAUCGACUUGACAGAGAGCCCCGGAACAGUUACUUACAUGAAAAAUCCAAUACAAGCUAUCCCAACUCCAAGAUUGCCUGCACACUUGUAUGAACGUGUGCCAGUGGAUAUGUAACAAUCUUGUUCUUUUUCAUCUUGGGGCAUUUUAACGUUUGUUUAAAAUUCAUAUCAGAAGCUCUUGUUGUGUUUGGCUUAUAUAUUUUCAUGUGAUGAUUAGAAGACAAUGAAUGAAAUGAUGCUGUUUAAGUUCUUUGAUAAAUGCAUUUAUAUUUCGGAUAAA
Capsicum annuum is the source of this 2011-nucleotide messenger RNA. RefSeq names its product cytochrome P450 98A2. The transcript is spliced from 3 exons. Gene Ontology annotation, molecular function: heme binding; monooxygenase activity; oxidoreductase activity, acting on paired donors, with incorporation or reduction of molecular oxygen. Bases 320 to 1846 code for a protein of 508 amino acids. Lineage: Eukaryota; Viridiplantae; Streptophyta; Magnoliopsida; Solanales; Solanaceae. The record is from RefSeq and is a predicted model, not a curated record.